CCAACAAGGAUUUCGCGGGUUUCCCGGACGGCGCGCGGUCGUUCGCUCCUAGGCUCCAGGAUGAUCGGCCAGAAGACGCUCUACGCCUUCUUCUCCCCGAGCCCCGCCGGGAAGCGAUGUACCCGGAGCCCCGAGCCGGCCGACGCGGGGACUGGCGUGGGGGCGGUGGCGGCGAUACCUGAGAAGAACGGGGAUGUGGUGGCCAGUCCCGCCAAGAAGGCCCGGACCGGGCAGGACGAGCCGAGCACGCCGCCCUCUUCGCCGCUGAGCCCCGAGCAGCUGAUCCGGAUUCAGAAGAACAAGGCCAUCGCCCUGCUCAGACUCGCAGCCCGCAACGUGCCCGUGGGCUUUGGGGAGAGCUGGAAGCAGCAGCUCAGCCAGGAGUUCGGGAAACCGUAUUUUAUAAAGCUAAUGGGGUUUGUGGCAGAAGAAAGAAAGCAUCACACCGUUUACCCACCCCCACACCAGGUCUUCACAUGGACCCAGAUGUGUGACAUAAGAGAUGUGAAAGUUGUCAUCCUGGGACAGGACCCAUAUCACGGACCUAAUCAAGCUCAUGGGCUCUGCUUUAGUGUUCAAAGACCUGUGCCGCCUCCACCCAGUUUGGAAAACAUUUAUAAAGAACUGUCUACAGACAUAGAUGGUUUUGUUCAUCCGGGUCAUGGAGAUCUGUCUGGGUGGGCCAAACAAGGUGUUCUCCUGCUCAAUGCUGUCCUCACUGUUCGAGCACAUCAAGCUAACUCUCACAAGGAAAGAGGCUGGGAGCAAUUUACCGAUGCAGUUGUGUCCUGGCUAAAUCAGAACUCACAUGGCCUUGUCUUCUUACUCUGGGGCUCUUAUGCUCAGAAGAAGGGCAGUGCCAUCGAUAGGAAGCGGCACCACGUGUUGCAGACUGCCCAUCCCUCCCCGUUGUCCGUGUAUCGAGGCUUCUUUGGAUGUGGGCAUUUUUCUAAAACCAAUGAGCUGCUGCGGAAGUCUGGCAAGAAGCCCAUCGACUGGAAGGACCUGUGACCUGAGCAGAGGGGGUGGCCUCUGCUAGUGGUUUUUGCGAAGCUGCUGUUGAAGAAUUAGCCAGCUGUGAAGUCCAGUUGAAAAAGAAUUGCUUUACUAAUUCUUCAGUGCCCUGCCUAAGGGGAGCUGCUUCCCUAAGGCAGCAGCGAGCCAGGUUGCCCACAAACAGCAGUUUUCACCUCCACUCGCCCCCCUUACCUUGUUGGUUAAAGGGAGGAAACAUGCACCUUUUGGGUACAGCCAGUAGUUUGAUGCUGCUGCUACUUAUUUUUACCAGCUAGGUUAGACUUUAGGUUAGAUGGUGGUGGGUAUUUUUAUUUAGGAAGGCCCCCUGCACCCAGCGAGGCAUCCCAAUCUCUGCCAGAGACACCAGCUCCAUUGAUAUUGCAGGAAACGGAAUCUAUCUGGCCCUCAACUGGUCCAGUAAUUAGGGACCAAUUUUCUGAUGAUAACGGGGGGAAAUUCCUAAGGAAAGAUAGUAGGCAGGAGCUUAACAAAUGGGCAGAGGCUCCGAGAAGUGAGCUGGGGGUCUUAUUAUUCUUUGAGUGUUUUCUUGGAAUCAAGGGUGCAAGUUGGACCAGGAAGAGAAAAGUUUUUUAGGGGGGAAAUGCUUCUCUUCUGAGUUCAUUUCGAGUUUUUUUUUUUUUAAGGCAGCAGACUGUCAGAUGCUAUUUUUUACGGACUGAAAAAAGCUUGGGGUGUUUUUUUCUGCAACCCUCAGGAAUUUUACCUUUUUUCAAAAAAUACGUGUGCCGGUGUGUAUAUAUUUUUUUAAUCCUUUGUUUAAGAGACCAACUUUUAGUCCUGCACCCCCGACCUUGAUCUUGUUAGAGAUGCCAUUUUGCUAUUAACGGGGUUAAAGCCUUAACUCCGUGUGAGUUUGGUAAUAAAAAGAUUGUUGC
Molecule: messenger RNA, 1913 nt
Organism: Loxodonta africana (African savanna elephant)
Lineage: Eukaryota; Metazoa; Chordata; Mammalia; Proboscidea; Elephantidae
Gene: UNG
Product: uracil DNA glycosylase
Exons: 7
Coding region: 61-1011 (316 amino acids)
Biological process (GO): base-excision repair, AP site formation via deaminated base removal; base-excision repair
Cellular component (GO): nucleus; mitochondrion
Molecular function (GO): uracil DNA N-glycosylase activity
Source: RefSeq, a predicted model, not a curated record